Dendroctonus ponderosae (mountain pine beetle) is the source of this 4301-nucleotide messenger RNA. RefSeq names its product protein unc-13 homolog 4B (gene stac). Lineage: Eukaryota; Metazoa; Arthropoda; Insecta; Coleoptera; Curculionidae. The record is from RefSeq and is a predicted model, not a curated record. The coding region runs from base 719 to 4165 and encodes 1148 amino acids. The transcript has 19 exons.
GAUGCUUAUUUACAUACUUUAUGCGAAAAUAUUUUCAUCGCAAUCAUAAUUGAAUUGGGACUGUACACAAGACCAGAACCAUUUUUGGAACAAGAACCAUUUUAAAUUUACCAGUAGAUAUUUUAAGCACCCUGUAAUUGAGCUAACUACUAACAUAAUUUCCUCUAAAAUGUGGUAUCAUUAAAUGGCUCCUUUGUGUACUAUAUAAUUAAAGCCGUAGGAUAUGACUAAUGAGAAUUUUCCUUCGCACCAAAUAUCUCAAAAGUCUUGUCUGUAAAUCUAGUUGAAGCAAUUUUGUCGUGCGUUUACCAAGGUUUCGAGGGGAUCGACAAAUGUAUUUCGUUUUUGGAUGUUGAAAAACUUGAAGUGCCUGCUAUUUGUGAUCGCUAAAAUGGAAAGCGAAGAAAUUCUGUGGAAAGAAGUGCUUAAUAAAUUAGCAGAGCAAUCUAAUCGUGUACAAGACACGAGAAAAAUAAGUUCAGAUAAGCAAACGCACUAAAGUAAUUCCCCACAUGAUACUGGGCAGAUGGUUUGCAAGGAAAUACCGCGAAUAAUCAACAAUCUGGGAUAAUUGACCUGAUAUUAAAGUUGCAAUAAAGGGGUUUUCAUAAAAUCCUUGUAGUUGAUGAGUUGAACUAUAUUCGAGCGCAUCGUUCGGAGUAAUCACAAAUUAUUCAUGAGUCGUGUAGAAGGGCUACUUUAAAUAUACGUGUACAAAAUGUGGAAUGUUAUAUAUUCAAUGGUUCAAAAGAAGGAACGACCAGAAGAUUUCGAAGAUAAAAGAAUAGCGCAGGUCGAUAAUGGAUUCUUCGAGAAAUUCGGUUCACUUUUCCGGGAGCAAGCCGAGAUGGCUCAGACCCGAGAACAAGUGGAAAAAGAACAAGUCGCCGAAGCAGCAGCCCAAUUAGUUCCAAAAGAGGAUGACGAUGAAGAACCGGAAACGCCACCAGCUUCUGUCGAUAGUGAGACGUCGUCCUCAGACUCCCAAAUCGACGAAAAUGAAUUUGAAAACGACUUUAUAGCUACCGCUUUUAACAUUGACGAGUUAUACACAGAGAUCCUCUACAUUAUUCUGCACAACGUCGGUUGCGAUGUCAAUCUGGAAGUGCCCCAAAAUUCCUUGUUCUCGUACGCUCAAGAUGCUUUCCGAGUUCCCCACAACAAGCAUUUGCAGCUUCUCGACUUGGCGGAGAAAAAAGAGGACCCAGAACUGAUAAUCAACGUGGAAGUUAUUGAAGCCAAAGAUUUAAGACCCAAAGACUCGAAUGGAAAUAGUGAUCCAUUCGUCACGUUAUAUUUAGCGUCUAAUACCUCGCAUCGAUAUAAUACAUCAGUGAAACCCACUACGCUGAAUCCUGUUUGGGAGGAACAUUUUGCAUUACCCAUUACUGACAAGUCUAUAGACGAUACUCUUUGCCUGGAAGUAUGGGACUUCGAUCCCGCUGAAACCGUCAAGGAAAAAUUGGGAAAGCUAUUCGAUGUAAAGGGCGUUAAGGGAAUGCGGAAAUUGGUCAAGGAAAUCGCGGUCACCGCUGCAACAGGCCAGCAUGACAACGAACUGAUUGGAAGAGCCAAAAUUCCACUGAAUACGAUUCCAGCAAGCGGUAUGACGAUGUGGUAUACGCUAGAUAAGAAGAAUAAAAUAACAAGGCAGGGGGUUUUGAAAGUGAGGAUUUGCUUCAGUUCGGGCAAAAAUAAUCAAGUAGCAGCUCAAGAGCAUAGGCAUAUAAGACGGAUUAUAUUGGUACAUGAACUAGACGUAUCGAAGCCCGCAGCUUAUUGGUGGUGCGAAAAUUUCGGUCCAGAAGCAAAUCAACUACUUACCCAGCACAUCGCACAAUCGGGACUAAGUCCUACAGAAGUAGCGCUUUGUUCCUACUCAGUGUACGCUGGUAUACACCAAAGCCAUCCUUUAAGCUUCUGUAUAUUUUCGAAAUUACUGGAAAAACUUCUGAAACCCCUUCAAACUGAGAUGAUUCUCGAAGAAGACAUGAAGUUGUUUUGGGAGGCUACCAGAAAACUGCUUCCCUCCUGUUUCGCCGUCAUACGAAGGAUCCGAAAGAAAAAUGCAAACGAAAAGACUGUGAUGAAACAGGUAAUUGAAGUCUUGAAGAUUUUUAACUAUGUGAUGGCGUUGGAGCCGACCAAUAUCGAUUUGUUUCCUCAAAACCUGUACCCCUGGAUAACGUUCCAUGGAGACGAUCCAAACUGUGAUAUUGCAGGAACAUUGCAAGAUGCUAUUUCGAAAGGAGCUGGUGACUGGUUGAAUUACUUGAUCGAAAAUAACAAAGCGACCGCUGAAACUGCUUUAGCUAGACUGCAGAACUUAAUUCAGCUACUCCAAUUGGUUCGAAGUGAUUUGCAGAAAGCUAUCGAGUUUUAUGACAAACUUUUUAUAGAACAUGUAAACUUCCAAUACGCUAAAAGCCUUUACAUAUUUUACCAAGCGAAAAUAUCGACACUGUGCGAGCCAGAGGUGCGUCAAAUCUGCAAAAACCUCAAAACCUUAGACUAUUCAGGUUACGAUUUUGGCAAUGGUCCUGUUAAUACGGAUCCCACUGUCGAUCCUCUGGCGGAAGGAACUUCGCUGUUUGAUCUUUACCUCACUAUUCAAAGAUUUGUCAUCUUGGGUCAGGGAAUAUGCCCUUCGGAUUAUAACGGAUUUCAUAUCAAAAACUUCCAUCAGUGGUUCCAUGCAGGAGUCGCCCAAUGGUUAGACAUAGCGGUCUAUAAAGCUCUUCAACGAAUCGAGAAAGCCAUCGAAUUGGAUCAGCUCGUUCAUAUUGAUACUUCCGUGAAAUAUAGUUCGUCUGCAGUGGAUACCUUAACAAUUUUCUAUCAGGUGAAUACCUUUUGGCAACAACUGAACUGGCCUGAUGUAGAGAGCUGUUACACAUUCAUUGCUAAAAUCAUCGAUGAUAUCUGCAGAUGUUGUAUCUUCUAUGCGGAAAAAAUGGCAUCAAAAGUGGAUGGAAUGGGUGAUAUUGAAAACAUUUACGAAAAAAAAUUCGAAGUAACAAACGAAUGGUGUUUGGCUAUCAACAAUAUCGACUAUGUGAGGGAAACGUUGGAACCAUUCACUAACGAUUUAGGAAUGGAGGAGAUUCUCAAGAAAAUAUUGGAGUUGAAAAGUCCGGUCGACGCUCAAAGGUGUCGAGAUACAUUGAAUAUGGUUAUUUCCAAUGCUAUUGACACAGUUCGGAAUGCCAUUAUCGAACUUUUACAAACAGUGGUUCAAAAGAUGGCCCCUUCCAUGAAACGACUCCUCAUCGAAGGUGCGGAGUUAUGCAACCAAGACAAUAAUAGUAUAGAUAGACUGAUGUCGUAUGUGGACCGAAAUUUGGAAACAAUGCACCGAGAGUUAAAUGAAGAAAACUUUAAUCGGACUCUGGAAAUUGUCUGGGAUAUGCUAAGUCAAACAUUGGACGAAAUUAUUCAGACAAACUUGGAGAAUAGACGACCGCCCUCAUUCUUUGCCAAUCUCCAAAAAACUUUGAAAUUAAUGCUGGGAGCAUACAAGGAUCCCACAGACUGCACGAGUUGUGAUUCUUUGAAAAGAACUGAGCAAAUUUUAAGGAUAAAUGGGCUGGAAACCUCUGAUCUCAUACACGAAGUUCAUUUAGAACUAGCUAAAAAAUUCGAUGAACUCCCAGAAUCGCCGUAUGGCGAGAUCUCAUUUAGGUGUAAAUUUGAUGGAGAUGUUCUCCAAGUUGAAGUGAUCAAUGCACGUGAUUUAGCUGCAAUGGAUUCAAGUGGAGCUAGUGAUUCUUUCGUCCGAAUUCAUUUGCUACCCGAACAUAAAUUCAGUAGCAUAGACAAGCCAAAAACCAAAACUCAUAAUAAAACUUUAUUUCCACUUUACGACGAAACAUUUACAAUAAACUUAUCACCGGAACAAAGAGAAAUUAAAGACGGUCUCGUAUUACUUAGUGUGAAAGACAAAGAUAUGCUAGGCUACAACAAUCAGUAUAUAGGAGAAGCUUUUCUAAGAUUCAAAGAUAUUCCAAUCACUAGUGAGUCACUUAGCAACUUACCUCAAGUUAAGAAAUGGCUGGGAAGACCGACAUCGUUUGAGAUGGACACGAUUAAAGCUUUGGAGCAUAGAUUGGGUGAUAAACAAGCCAAAGAAUUUCUUAAAAAGUUCAAACAGAGGCUAGCUUCCUAGCAUAGGUUUUCUAUUAGAAAUGUACUUAAUAGACUGUUUUUUCGAUAAUAUUUACUGAUAACAUUGUAAUUAAUAAUAGUUGUCCCAUUUCUACCAUCGUUUACAGAAUUAAAUUGUUAUAUGUAUUUUCAUUUAA